Kickxella alabastrina is the source of this 3443-nucleotide messenger RNA. Its product is annotated as phospholipid methyltransferase-domain-containing protein. Gene Ontology annotation, molecular function: phosphatidylethanolamine N-methyltransferase activity. Lineage: Eukaryota; Fungi; Kickxellomycota; Kickxellomycetes; Kickxellales; Kickxellaceae. The transcript is spliced from 3 exons. The record is from RefSeq and is a predicted model, not a curated record. Bases 110 to 3304 code for a protein of 1064 amino acids. Gene Ontology annotation, biological process: phosphatidylcholine biosynthetic process.
UAUUUUUGUUCAUAUUGAAUUCGAGUUUUUCACCCUUCAGUUGUUUUAGACGUCAACCGACAAAAAAAAAUUUUUAGCGAACAACUCAGCUUUUCUUUGAGUUUCAUUGAUGAUGGUUGUUCGUCAGAGACAGUCAAACAGAAAGGUCAGCCAGCUGCUGACACCAGUUGAUGACAAGGUCUCUGUCGCCACAGAUGGAAACGCUGCCGCAGAAGUUGUUAGCAGCGGUCACGGUCACGAUGACAGCCUUGAAAAGGCUCUGACCGGGCGCACUCCCGACGGAAAAGCGUUCGCGGUUCCCAAGACGCGCGACAUGCUGCAAUCGCUAUUCAAUCCAUUCACGCCCAAGACGACGUUUGACAUGGCCACGUUGCUUAUGCUUAGCACGCACAUGGUGAUCGCAGCUGUAUUCCCGAUGGCUGUCAAGCGCUGGAUCCUCAUGCUAGCAUUUGCCUUCUGGCGUCUGUGCUAUAACGGCGGCCUUGGCUGGAUCCUCAAGUGGCAGAGCAACCACCAUGGGCUGGUUGCCAUGUUCAAGCGCAAUGGAUGGCUGGAUCCCGCUCGCGGUGGCAAAAUUUAUGUUUGGCUCAAGGGCGAGCUUGAGGCCAAAAUGGGCCCUGACUACUCAUUUGAGAAUGUUCCCAUCGAGUUCAAUGUGUGGCUGCUUUAUCGCCAGCUUGUUGAUCUGAUCCUGCUCAACGACUUUGCCGCGUAUUUCUUCCUGUGCAGCUGCUACCUCGGAUCGGCCAACGACUCUGAACCUUGGCACAUGUAUUUGAGAAUUGCCGGCGGUGUCAUCCUACUGGUAUUCAACCUGUGGGUCAAGGUCGACGCUCACCGCGUGGUCAAGGACUACGCGUGGUACUGGGGAGACUUCUUCUUCCUGGUUGAGCAGUCGCUGACAUUUGACGGCGUGUUCGAGAUGGCGCCUCACCCGAUGUACUCUAUCGGCUAUGCGGGAUACUACGGUGGCUCAAUGAUCACCGGCAGCUACACCAUUUUCUACGCCAGUCUGGCCGCACACAUGCUGCAGUUCCUGUUCCUGUCGUUCGUCGAGAACCCGCACAUUGAGAAGACGUAUGAGCGCCCGCCGCUGGCCGUGCAGGUCAUCCAAAGGUCGCGCAACCGCCGCCUGUCGUCAAUUAACUCGGACGUCGAAGAUAUUGUUGGUGACAUCAGUAACCCGGAGUCGGCGUCGGCAUUGGUGUCUGCCGCUGCUGCGGCUCGCAACUCGAUCCGCGAGCGUCCGGCCAGCCUGUGGCAUCCCGACCUGAUCGUGUUUAAAAAUUUUGAUCUGUUCCGUGCCUCGGACAUUCUGAUUCUGCUUCUGCUGUUCUACUCCAUUGCCAUUCCGCUCGGCUUUAUGUGGGUGACAGGCAACAGGCAGCUGGUGCUGACUUAUUCGAUUUUCCAGUGUAUCGGCUGGAUUCUGUUCCGCACCCUGGCUCUGGGCUUCCUGCUCAAGAAGCAGAGCACGAGCCAGCUGAUUACCCGCUGGUACAUCAAGCACGGUGGCAACGGGGAGGAGGCAUUCUCUAGCUGGCGCGCGAUCUACAACACAGUAUCGAUUAUGACCUAUGGCUCAUUCGGGCUGGUUGGUCUGACCGCUUACCACUGGGGCAGCGCUGCCUAUGGCGACCUCGUUCUGUUCCACACACUGGGACUGCUUAUGAUUGGCUUCCAUGUGUGGAGCUCGCGCUCUGUGUAUGAGGUUCUCGGCGACUUUGGGUGGUUUUAUGGCGACUUUUUUGCGCGCGAUCCGUCGAUGCUGUCGCUUGCCCCAGCAGACAUGAAGCUGUACUACACUGGCAUCUACCGCUACCUAAACGAUCCCGAAAAGGUCAUCGGCCAGGCAGCAUUCUACGGAUUGGCGCUCAUCUCGCGUAGCUGGGCUGUGUUCGCGUUGGCCCUGCUUCUCCAGACCUGCAGCUUCCUGUUCAAUGCAUAUGUUGAGACGCCGCACAUGAAAAAGAUUUAUGGUGCCCAGGUGCGCCGCGACUCUGGAAUUGUGCGCACUGUCAAGAAGGCUGUCAACAAGGGCAUUGGUCAGUCAGUAUUUGGGGACGAGCAAAACAAAGCGGAGGACGGUGACAGCGAGCAUCUUCUGUCUGUCGGCUACAACCUUGAGGGUCCCAGCAUGGUCAACAUCCUGACCAGCACGACCAAGCCUGUGAGAGACAUGUUUUUGGAGACCAAGGGCUUACUGUCGACGACUACCGCGCGCCUGGCUGAGAGGACGCUACCAUCGGAACUGUCUAAAAUCGACCACUUGAAUAUGUAUGGCAUCAAACUGCUUCCAGGCGCAGCGUGGCGGGCAUCAGGCAAGCCAGCGGCAGUUAAGAAUGCGAAAUUCUCGUACUACUUGGGUGAGUCCAUCCGCAUCUCCUGGCAAGCGCCGAUUAGCCACUCGCGCCGCGACUGGGUUGGCGUUUAUCCUGUCACAGCCAAUUUUUCCUCGCAGAUCACCACCGCCAGCUCCAAGGGAUGCUACGUGUACACUCACCCCGACGAGAACCUGCUGGCCGAAAUGGUUGUGGGCGACAGCGUGUUUGCCGGGUUUAUCAAGGGCGUUUCCAGCUCAAAGGAGCGCGGCAGCGGCGGCAUAGGUGACCUUUCAUUGCUUAAUGGCAACAACACUUCUCGGAGAAACGGGUCACGGAAGCGCGCUACGGCUGAUAUUGUGCACGGCGAGGCAAUUUUUAGCAGCUCUGCGCUGCCAUUCAAAGUAGGCACCUAUGAGAUGCGGCUGCACCAUGGCGGCACGCACGCGGUGCUGGCCCAAUCCAAGCCCUUUGAAAUUUCUGUUUGCGAGAUAAAGGACAUUGUCCGGGUUUUGGGCGAGCAUGACGAAGACGAUACCCCUGGUGCAAACAGUGACUCGCUUCCUGCAGACACGAACACGAACAUGGAUGCAGACAACAUCGACUAUCUGUCGCAGGCAUUAUUGAAUAUCGUCAACAAGGCAUUUGCAGUCACUGACUCGCACACUGUGACUGCUCCCAAGGACUCGCCUGCGGCAAUGGCUGCGGGCGGGGGCCAUAUCGGUGCUGAGGGCGAUGUCGUUGUGCAGACGGAUGUUGUCGAGCCUCUUGAGUCUGUUGACGACGCGUUUUCGGUUGACGGCGUGUUGGACGAGAAGCAGGCCAAGCGCCUGGGCUACGCCAUCAAGGAGUACCUCGGGGUCGAGUUUGCCCCCGAUGUGCUCAUCCACGCGGCAAAGCACGGCGCGACUGUGCACGAUGUGGCUAAGCGCGUUGUUGAGGCGCGCAAGGCGCUUUCCGCCUAUUCAUCGGUCAAUUUCUGAGCGGCAUUUGUUGUGAUAAAAAAAUUGACCGCAACCUUAAUGAACCACAAAGAACCAAUUCAAGUUUUUUUUGCCAGAAUUUUUCGGGUUUAUUCUUUUUUAUAGCCAUUGCUUUGCGACUGCUUCUUUGCAAAUGUUU